Messenger RNA from Neocloeon triangulifer, 899 nucleotides. Its product is annotated as PSME3-interacting protein. The coding region runs from base 131 to 787 and encodes 218 amino acids. The record is from RefSeq and is a predicted model, not a curated record. The transcript has 5 exons. Gene Ontology annotation, cellular component: nucleus. NCBI's taxonomy places the organism in Eukaryota, Metazoa, Arthropoda, Insecta, Ephemeroptera, Baetidae.
UCAAUCCACCCCAUCCAGGCAUUAAAAUAUUUUGGCUGUGCAGGAACUGCCAAGCCGUCGCCUCUCAAGUUUCACUUGACAAUUUUUGCUAGUUUAUGAAUUUUUGUGUUUCUGCAAACAAACUUUUAAAAUGAGCUCAGGCUUUGUAACUGAAAGUGAAGUUGAGGAGCAAAAGAAGAAGAGACAAGAGGAAUGGGAACGUGUUCGAAAACCUGAUGAUCCUAAAGAGGCUCCAGAGGAAGCCUACGACCCUAGGUGUCUCUUUGAACGAUUGCAAGAGCAAAAAAUGAAGAAGGACAUGGAAUUUGAGGAGGCACACAAAUUGAAAAAUAUGAUCAAGGGUUUGGAUGACGAUGAAAUCAACUUUCUUGAUCAAGUCGACAAAGGCAAAAUUGAGGCCGAGAAAAGGAAAAAUUUGGAGGAGGAGCAAGCCAUUGCCGAGUACAGAAACGCAGUGUCCAGCCUGCAAGAUGACAGCCUGCAGGCGAGAAUCAAUUUGGAAGUUAUCAAAAAACCUGUAACAGGCAGCAGUAGCACCACUUCAGCCAAACUUUCUCAGCACAAGCUAUUAGCUGGAGCCGUCAAAAGAAAGUCGAGUGAUAUGUCCAACUCGGCCGAAACUCAGACUGGAGCAAAGCGAAAGCAUUCCGAGACUGAAGAAACGUUGCCUACACCUGUGAUGACUUGCAUUGGAAUCCUUCCUGGGAUUGGAAAUUACCACGAUUCCAGUGACAGCGAGCACAGCUCUAAUACAGAUGAAGAGUUAAGUAGCGGCCACGGCUCUUAAGAGUCGGCGAUGGUCACCUCAACCUCCACACCAGGUUCAAUGCUGAUUGAGGUCUACAAGAAGAGUUAAAGAAAAUUAACCUGUUAGAAAAUGGAAUGCAUGAAUCAUUUAA